CGUAGAGGGAGGCGGUUGCCCGGGUGAUGGGGGAGCUGUGGAAGACUUUGGCGUUUGUUUACCUCCUUAUGCUUUCCUAAUGACCAUCAGUGCUCCUUUAGCCAGGGUGGUGUCUCGUAGCUAGGGCUUGCUCAAUCCACUAUGGGCACGGCCUCCUCACUUGUGAGCCCUGGAGAUUUGAUUGAGGACGGCUAUGGUGCCGAAGGUGGCGAGGCGUGCGAGAUCCCUGUGGAGGUGAAGCCUAAGGCACGGCUCCUGCGCAGCUCAUUCCGGCGUGCACCGCGGGGAAUCGGAGCCAGCUUCAAGUCCACUGGCUCCGUGGAGCUGGAGUAUGCAGCAGAGUAUGAACGUCUCAGGAAGGACUAUGAGAUCUUCCGCGUUAGCAAGAACAAUGAGAUCGCCUCCAUGCAGAAGAAGGAGGCCAAGCUGGACGAUGAAAACAAGAGGCUGCGUGCCGAGUUACAGGCUUUGCAGAAGACCUACCAGAAGAUUCUCAGGGAGAAGGAGAGUGCUUUGGAGGCAAAGUACCAGGCCAUGGAGAGAGCAGCCACAUUUGAACAUGACAGAGACAAAGUAAAACGUCAAUUUAAGAUCUUCCGAGAGACCAAGGAGAAGGAGAUUCAAGAUUUGCUGCGGGCAAAGCGCGAUCUGGAGUCCAAACUGCAGCAGCUACAGGCUCAGGGGAUCCAGCUCUACGACCCAGCUGACUCAGACUCCGAUGACAACCGCACAAGCAUCACAACUGCAGGGACUCAGUGUGAGUAUUGGAGUGGAGGUGUGUUGGGUAGUGAGCCCUCUUUGGGAAGUAUGAUGCAGCUGCAGCAGGCUCACAGGGGACCAGAGUUUGCCCAUAGUCUCAUAGAUGUAGAGGGGCCCUUCGCCAAUGUCAGUAGAGAUGAUUGGGACGCAGCUGUGGCCAGCCUGCUGCAGGUCUCUCCACAUGUGUCUCAGGUUUUAUGGAGUAAUACAGUCCGCUGUUACCUCAUCUACACCCAGGAGACCAGAGCAGAACUACAUGCCUUUAUACAGACUCAUUCCCCUGGGUUGAAGAGGUUUUGCGAGGGUUUGGGUCAUUUCUACCUGAAUGUGUGUUUUCCCGAGGAGAAGGCCGCUCUGUACACUAAUGAACGCAAGAUGGAGAUUGAGAGGAGCUCUGUGUGUGUGCUGCUACUCAAGUCCUCAUUGUCCAGCUUUGUAGUGAAAGAUGUCGAAGAGGCAUUUGUGAAGUGUCCAGACUCUCGUCCUCUGCUCGUGUAUCUGAAGUUGGGAGACAGGAAAGGGGAGUGUAGCGGAGCAUCCAGUCUCAGCCCAGCCACCAGAGAGCUACUUGAAAGGGUCAACAAUGCAGACAAGACUGCAAAAAUUAAGGUGGUGGACCAUGCAGGCUCUGCAGAGGAUGGAGCAGCGCUUAUUUACACUCAGCUAGAGAAGAUUAUUAAACAGGAAUUGUUAGGUUUGGAGUUGGACGACAGUGGAGUAGUAGAGGAAAGAGAAGAUGUGGACUCUGGAGACGUUCUGUGGGAUCUGCAUGAUGAACAGGAGCAGAUUGAAGCUUUUCAGAAUGUCUGCGGUGCUGCGGGCAACCACAGCUUCCAGAAGUACAUUGAAAGACUGAAUGACAUGGUUGCUGCUCCCCCGCCUACUCCUCCUCUGCUGGUGUCUGGAGGACCAGGCUCAGGCAAAUCUCUUCUGCUUGCUAAAUGGAUAGAGCUACAACAGAAGCACUCCCCCAACACCCUGAUCCUCUAUCACUUUGUGGGCCGCCCUCUCUCCACCAGCGCAGAACCCGUCCUCAUCAUUAAACGCCUCACUGUAAAGCUCUUGCAGCAUUUCUGGUCCAUCUCUGGACUGUCUAUGGACCCCUGCAAGAUCCUAGAGGAGUUCCCACGCUGGCUGGAGAGACUGUCUGCCCGUCACCAUGGCAACAUCAUCAUUGUCAUUGACUCUAUUGACCAAAUACAGAAUGCUGAGCGGCAUAUGAAGUGGCUGAUUGAUCCUCUUCCAGCUAAUGUCAGAGUACUGGUGUCUGUCAACGUGGAGACGUGCCCACAGGCUUGGAGGCUGUGGCCCACAUUGCAUUUGGACCCACUCAGCCCCAGAGAAGUGAGAAGUGUCAUCAACACAGCGUGUGUGAACACUGAUACCAAACUCACAAAAGACCAGGAGAAGAAGCUGGAAGUACACUGCCGCUCUGCUUCCACCUGCAAUGCUCUCUACGUCUCACUGCUGGCCAGACUUCUCACACACUCUAGAUCCUCCUUGUUGUUGGAGAGGACCCUACAUCACUGUGUGUCAUGCCAGGAUACAGUUGCUUUAUACAGACUCUGCCUGAAGGUGGCACUAGAUGUACUUAACACAGACAGAGAAAGGAAUGUCAUGAAAGAGUUAUUGUGCCUGGUAUUUGCCAGUCAUAAUGGCAUUAGCGAAUCAGAAGUGUUGGAGAUGUUUUCAGAGCUGAGUUUCCCUGCCCUCUCCUCUCUGCUCCACAGUCUGCGCGGGCUGCUCAUUGUCACCUUUGGCUGCGGACUCAUACGCUUCCAGCAUCUGCAGGCAUGUGAAGCUGUAAUGCAGGAGUUUCUUGAUGGAGGGAGAUAUUGUGCAUUGUACAGAGAGAAACUCAUUUGCUAUUUCAGCCAGCAACUCAGCCAGAACAGAGUGACAUGGCGUGUUGCAGAUGAGUUGCCAUGGUUACUACAACAGCAAGAGAACAGAAGUAAACUACAGCUCAGUCUGCUCAACCUGUUUGUCUCACAGAAUCUUUACAAAAGGGGACACUUCUCAGAGCUGCUGGCGUACUGGCAGUUUGUUGGGAAGGAUAAGGUGUCCAUGGCGGCAGAAUAUUUUGAUGCUCUGAAGGAAUUUGAGCGGGGCUGUGAGAGUGAAGAGAAAAUGAGCAAACUCGCCAACCUAUAUGAGACCCUAGGAAGAUUUCUGAAGGAUCUUGGGCUGCUCAGUCAGGCCGUAGCCCCCUUGCAGCGCUCUCUAGAGAUCCGUGAGACAGCUCUAGACCCGGACCACCCCAGUGUGGCUCAGUCUUUACACCAGCUGGCUGGGGUGUACGUCCACUGGAGGAAGUUUGGUAACGCUGAGCAGCUGUACAAACAGGCUCUGGAGAUCAGUGAGAAUGCUUACGGUGCUGAGCACUGCAGUGUAGCACGAGAACUAGACUCCCUCUCCCUCCUUUACCAGAAACAAAACAAGUAUGAACAAGCUGAGAAGUUGCGGAAGAGGUCCAUCAAGAUUAGACAGAAAAUGGCGCGGCAAAAAGGGCACAUGUAUGGUUUCACACUGCUGCGUCGGCGUGCACUGCAGUUGGAAGAGCUGACUCUUGGGAAAGACUCAGCUGAUUGCGCCAAAACCCUCAAUGAGCUGGGAGUGCUCUACUACCUCCAAAACAACCUUGAUGCAGCGAAGGUGUUUUUGAUGCGCUCUCUGGAGAUGCGGCAGCGUGUGCUAGGCACAGAUCACCCAGACUGUGCUCAGUCUCUGAACAACCUGGCCGCCCUGCACUGCGAGAGGAGAGAUUACGAGAAAGCUGAGAAGCUGUAUGAAAGAGCGCUGGACAUCCGCAAACAAGCACUCGCUCCUGACCACCCCUCACUGGCCUACACCCUCAAACAUCUUGCUAUGCUCUACAAACGCAGGGGGAAGCUGGAGAAGGCAGUACCUCUAUAUGAGCUGGCUCUAGAGAUCAGAGAGAAGAGCUUUGGGCCCAAACACCCCAGUGUGGCUACAGCGCUGGUUAACCUAGCUGUGCUGUACUGCCAGCUGAAGAAGCACAGUGAGGCUUUACCAUUAUAUGAGCGGGCUCUCAAAGUAUAUGAAGACAGCCUUGGCCGACAGCACCCUCGAGUAGGAGAGACACUCAAAAAUCUGGCAGUACUCAGUUAUGAGGAAGGGGAUUUUGAGAAGGCUGCUGAGCUGUACAAACGAGCCAUGGAAAUAAAGGAGGCAGAGCCAUCUCUGGUUUGUGGGAAAGCCCUCUCCCGGCACUCUUCCAGCAGUGACACCUUUAGCCUACGAGGCCCCGCCCUCCUACCUCACACCUCUAGGUGAUCUCUGGUACAUAAAACUGCUUCGUACAGCCCAGGUGACCACUGACUUGCAGUGAUCAAGAAGUACCAACCUUGGUAUGUUCAUUAAGCUGCAUGAAAUUACGCAUGGGAUGAACUUUGAACAAAGUUUCCAUUUAAUGACCACUUGGCGCGCCAUCUACUUUAUAGGCCCUUGUAGCUUAUAUAAAAAGUAGCCCAUCUGUUGUCAUGCACAAUUUAUUAGUCACCCUCUACAUCAUUUAUCAUUUGUCAGUUUCUGACUAGAGCUUUACUCCAAACCUGAAUACAGCCUGGGAGUCCAAACCUGAAAUGAGCCUAAGAAAAUAUGAAAGGAGGAAGGAUGAACAAAGUAAGGAGAAAAACUAAAGUAUGGGCUGUGAAAACCCAAAUGUGAAAUUUAAACCCAAGAGACAUGUUAAAAAUGACAUCUGUACCUUUCCAACUCGAUGUGAGUAAUUGGGUUGUGUCGGAUUUAAACAAAUAUUUUAAGCUCUUUUUCUGACCACAGAUCCAAUGCAGAUCAGGUAGUAUUUGGGUGGUUAACUAUUUUGAGCGCAGCCUUGACAAAAACAUGGUAGUGUGGUGCUUAGACAUGGGCUGGUAUUCUAUGGAGUUACUUUUGUGCCAGAAGUUUCAAACAAAAUAAUAAAAUCGAUGAGCAAAAUAUUCAAAUGUUGACAUUUUUUCAAAUAGAUUCCUACUCAUUUUCUCUCAUUCUGAUAUAAAUUUAUUACUAAUUUUGCCCUUUUUUGCUGUCAUUUUUUUCUAUUUGAUGAUUUUGCAGAUAUAUUUUUGUUUCUGAAAUUUUUCUUUUGCUUCUGACUUUUGGCACUUUUUACCAGGGGGCAGGUCUUAAAAGAGGGCGUUCAUGUGCACUUUCUAUUGGUCUACUGAUUCUGAACAUGCCCCCAGCUUGGCGGAACACACCGUACUGAGUUCUUGUGUUGGUCCAGUGUUGUACUAAUUUCUGACGUUAGGAGCAAUGUGGGUCAUUAAAUUAUUAAUGUAAUAUAUUUGUGGGUCCUGAAUAAAAGGAUAUCUGUUAUGUCUGGCACUGAUGAACAUAAACUUAGUUGUUUACGAAUGAACAAAGCUGAACCACCUUUCAUAGGAAUCUGUGGUAUUUUGUGCUUUGUUUUUGCCAGUGCUACUUUAUUUCUCUGGACUCACAGCACCACAGAUUCUGCAAUUUCCUGACCUGCUCAUUAAUCAGCUGAUGAGUUGGAUCAGGUGUUACAAGGCAAGGAAGCAGGGUUACUGAUUUAAACAGCUGCAAAGCUCACCUAGUUAGCCCUUUAGCGGAUACUACAAAGCUGGAAAGAUGAUACAGCUUUAUUCAACAGCCAAGUUUACCUAAAAUAUAAAUAUAUACGUGUGUGUGUACGUAUGUGUGUGUGUACGUA
Molecule: messenger RNA, 5458 nt
Organism: Colossoma macropomum (tambaqui)
Lineage: Eukaryota; Metazoa; Chordata; Actinopteri; Characiformes; Serrasalmidae
Gene: nphp3
Product: nephronophthisis 3
Exons: 28
Coding region: 142-4056 (1304 amino acids)
Biological process (GO): convergent extension; determination of left/right symmetry; kidney development
Molecular function (GO): protein binding
Source: RefSeq, a predicted model, not a curated record